Molecule: messenger RNA, 2577 nt
Organism: Nothobranchius furzeri (turquoise killifish)
Lineage: Eukaryota; Metazoa; Chordata; Actinopteri; Cyprinodontiformes; Nothobranchiidae
Gene: armc10
Product: armadillo repeat containing 10
Cellular component (GO): mitochondrion
Source: RefSeq, a predicted model, not a curated record
AGAUAGUAUUUGUUGGCCACUUUAAUCUGGACCAGAGUAAUUUAACAAAUCUGCUUUUGUUGUCAACUGUGCCUUCUCAGCGAAGUUAAAGGAUAUGUUGUGAGAAUGAAAGCGUGUAGUUGUCUUAUCGUGGCAUUUGUGGUGAGUGUUGGCUAACUAAUGAUCUUUAGUUUAAAACUCAGAUUUCACGAAGCGAUUUGGAGCAUCUGUGGCUAGCCAGUUAGCGGAGAUUAGCUAGCAUGGGUGAUGGCAGUGUUGUCCCGAGGCUCGGCAACAUGAAGGCUUUGCUUGGAAUAAUCGCUGGAGCUGGAGCUUCUUAUGGUUUGUACAAACUCAUCAGUGGGCAAACGUUUAAGAAAAACAAGAAAAGUACUGUAAGUGAAAGUCCCGUCAGACCCAGUCAGCAGGGUGAAGUUAAGCUACAACCGGGGAGUCUGCUUGCUAAAGUAUCCGGACUUGAUGUUGUCUGUCCCCGUCCAGGUGAUGCCGCAUCAGGUGAAGUCAUCCAUCAGUCCCCUAACAAUUUGGAGCCACAGCACUUGAAGAUGUUGCUGUCAUGUCUGCAGACCAGUGAAGACCCAUCUGACAGGUGUAGGAUUCUUGUUACAAUAGGAAAUGCUGCGGCCUUCACUGUAAAUCAGAAUCUAAUCCGGGAAUUCGAAGGGAUUCAUAUUGUAGCUCGUUUCCUUUCUGACCCCGAAGCCCAGGUCAGAGUGCAGAGUCUGAAUGCUUUAAAUAAUCUUUGUAUGAACAUCCCAAACCAGGAACAAAUUAAGCUUUAUGUGCCACAAGUGCUGGAGCUGAUUGAAAUGUCCCCGGUGAACUCAGACCUUCAGCUGGGAGCUCUGCGGCUGCUGACAAAUCUCUCAGUUACAGACAACCAUCAACACUUGUUGAAGAAAUCUGUUACCCUUCUCUUGUCUCUUCUGGUUGUGAGCAGUGAGGCGUUGCAGAUUCAGACCCUGAAAGUCCUCGUGAACCUGUCAUCCAAUCCAGACAUGAUAGAUGACAUAGUUCAAGCUCAAGCGCCAGCUUCUGUGCUGCUGCUGUUUGACGAGCGAACAGCCCCUCAGGUGCUUCUGCGACUGCUCACGUUUGCAGGAAACUUGAAAGCCUGGAGGCCCUCUGCACAGGUGGCAGAUGAACUACGGCGAAAACAGGAUAGUCUCUUCCGGGUCAUGCUGGAUGAAUCUUCCCAGCUCCACAGCAAACUUGUCCAGCUUCUUUCACACCCUGAUGGGCAGAUCCAGGCCCAGGUAGCGCGUAUUUUGACGUAGACCUCUCCCUCUCUGCACUCUCUGAAGCUUCUACCAAGUUUACCAAAGGCACCAACCCUGCCAACGCUUUAGCUUUUAAACUAAACAUCUCUAGCAUCACUACUGUAGAUGUUCAGGAUCUUUGACCUCCUGUGGACGUUCAACAACAUCCUCCACAGGAUGAUCCGUAUCAUCACCAGUCAAAACUGAAUUAAGUUUUCUUUUUCAGACACUCCUCCUCUGUUAGCAUCUUACGUAGCUACGAAUUAACAAAGCUGAGAUCAGGAUGACCUCAUUAGUUUGGUGUGUGGGUGUCAUCCCAGCCCACCUCCAUCUUUCCUGCUGCUCAAAGAUUUCAUCACCAGGUUCCCUUUUUUUAUUACUUCAAAGAUCCAGAACUCAUCUUCUGAGAACAUCAAAUUAAAUCACUGGGAAUGUAUUUCAGGUAAAUUUCAGAAUCGAAUCCUACUGCCAGAAGUUCUCAAAGGUUCGAGCAGCACAAGGCAGAUUAAUUCCUCUCUACAUUUUUUUGUUUAGAGGUGCAAAAAGAACGGUCUUUCUUAAUAAAGUUAAUUUUAAUCAGUUUAAAGGUUUUUUUGACCUUUAGUGACUCAAAAGGGAUUUAAAACCUUCCAUAAUGUUUGCUUUUCCUCCCCUGUAGACAAGGAUGUUGAUGUUCAGCCACUGUCUUAUCACGUUGUGAUUUGAGCCACAGCUGCAAGAAAGAUUUGAUUGCAGAAUGUUUUCAUGAUACAGAAUGCACCAGCUGGUGUACGGAAGUGUUGCAAAGCCCCCACCCCCCCAGGAAGAACAGGAGGAAACUGCAAAUAAAGAAAGAUUAUUAUUGUUCUACAACUUGUAGCUUAAAGAAAAAGUCAGAUCUGUUAGAAAGACUAGCCAUGAUUAUGACGUGUUGUGUAGUUAAAUAGUUAUUUGAUGACAACAGUGAUGAAUGUGAAAUGCAGGCCUAGCUGCCAUAUAAAUCUAUGCACAAAUAGUACAGCGAGUGACAGAACCAACUGUUGUGCAGCUGCUGGACCGGAGCUGUGGAUCCGUGUACCAGCAGAGUAUUUUACAAAAGGGAAGAAUACUGGAAAUGUGACGAUUCUGUUAAAAAAUAAUUUAAAUAUAGUUUUUUUUAGUAAAUGGUGGGUUUAGAUCUAAAGAAGUUGCUGCUCAUUUCUAUGUUUGGACACCAAUUUGUAUAAAAUCAAGUAAAAUACCUCUCAGGAGAUAAUGGUUUACCAAAACAUAGAAGAACACGGAUUGACCUAUGAGCUAGUUUAUUAUUUUAAUUAAAUAAAGAAGAUGAAUUAGUUUU